Molecule: messenger RNA, 3055 nt
Organism: Stomoxys calcitrans (stable fly)
Lineage: Eukaryota; Metazoa; Arthropoda; Insecta; Diptera; Muscidae
Gene: Ttc30
Product: tetratricopeptide repeat protein 30 homolog
Exons: 9
Coding region: 67-2028 (653 amino acids)
Biological process (GO): intraciliary transport
Cellular component (GO): intraciliary transport particle B; axonemal microtubule
Molecular function (GO): intraciliary transport particle B binding; protein binding
Source: RefSeq, a predicted model, not a curated record
UCAAAAGUUGUACACAAACAUUAAUCCCCUGGGUGUCGCAUCUGGCAUUCGUUGGAAGAUAGGAAAAUGCUGCAUCAAGGAAUAAUCCUGCGAGAAGGACAUAUAACACGAACUAUUUAUAAUUUGAUUAAAGACAAGCGCUAUGAAGAUGUCAUUGAGUGUAUUAUCAACUUAGGGGAAGCGGCUAACACCCGGGCCGGUUUGUCCACUUUGGGUUAUUGCUACUAUCAUGCCCAGAAAUACGAGGAAGCCGCCACCUGUUAUGAACAACUUUGUACUUUAGUUCCAAAAAUAGCCAAAUACAAAUUUUAUUAUGCGCAAUCUUUGUACCAAGCCGGCAUAUUUGUCGAUGCCCUUAAGGUCUUGAAACAAAUCGGUGAUAAUGUUGAGCUCAAAGAGCAAUGCCUGCAACUGCAGAGUGCUAUUUUGUAUUCGAGCGAAGAUUUUGCUGGAGCCCAAAGUGUGCUCAAUCAACGAACCGGUGGCACUGCGGAAACUUUAAACGAUGAAGGUUGCCUGCUGUAUCAGGCCGACCAGUUCGACAAUGCAGUACAACGUUUCAACACCGCAUUACAAGUGGGUGGUUUCAACCCUCUGAUUGCAUACAAUUUGGCAUUGUCCCAUUUUCGUAAAAAGGAAAAGACACAGGCCAUUGAUUAUACAGCUGAGAUUGUCGAACGCGGUAUAAGGAAUCAUCCGGAAUUGGGUAUUGGAGCUCAAAUAGAUACUGAUGGGAGUGCUCGAAGUGUGGGAAAUCCCAUUACUAUGGCCCUUUCUGGUAUAACACAGGCACUUAAUUUGAAAGCAGCUAUUGAGUAUAACGAUGGAAAUGUCGACUCAGCAAGAGAUGCUCUACUAGAUCUGCCACCAAGAGCUGAAAGUGAAUUAGAUCCAGUGACAUUGCAUAACAUGGCCUUAACGGACCCUCAAGGUCCAGUGGCUGGCUUGAGGAAAUUGGCGUUUCUUCUUGAUUUGGGUCCACCGGCAUGUCCUCGAGAAACAUUUUCCAAUAUUUUGCUCAUUUGUUGCAAACAUGAAAUGUAUGAGACAGCAGCUGAUAUUCUGGCCGAGCAUACGGAUUUGACCUACAAGUAUCUCUCGCAGUAUCUCUAUGAGUUGCUGGAUGCCUUGAUAACAGCCCAGGCCUCUGCGGAAUCGGCUGAAAAGAAGUUGGGUACCUUGGCCUCAAGUCUGGCUGGGAAAUUAAGAAGUUUGGCCGCUAAAGUACAGGAAGUGAGAUCGACCACGGAUCAGAAUGCUUUAAGGACGGCCUUAAAAGAUUACGAAAAUGCAUUAGAGUUGUACCUACCAGUUGUUAUGGCUCGGGCUUGGAUUUCGUGGCGUGAUGAUGAUUUUGUAGGAGCAGAAAGAGAAUUUCGCUCCAGUGCUGAGUUUUGCUCGGAAAAUCCUGUUUGGCGCUUGAAUGCAGGACAUGUUCUCUUCAUGCAGGGUGACAAAUACAAAGAGGCUGCAGCCUUCUACGAGCCCAUAGUCAGGCAACAUGGGGAUGAUAUAAUGACAGUCUCUGCUGCUGUUUUGGCGAAUUUGUGUGUUUCCUACAUCAUGACUUUCCAAAAUGAGGAAGCCGAAGAAUUGAUGCGCAAAGUCGAAAAGGCCGAAGAACUCAAGGGCAACAUGGGCAAACAAUACCACCAUUUGUGUAUUGUCAACUUAGUGGUGGGCACUCUGUAUUGUGCCAAGUCCAAUUACGAAUUCGGUUUGUCGCGUAUUGCCCACGCAUUGGAGAAUGGUUCGGGGGCCCGGCUCUACGCCGAUACAUGGCUGCAUGUCAAGCGCUGCAUUUUAGGCCUUUUAACUGGUAUGGCAAAGCAGAACAUCAUCUUGGCCUAUCCAUCUGUACACGAAGUAAUGAGUUUCCUCAAAUCGUGUGAAAUCAAUGGCAUUUUUACACCGGCCAAUAUUUAUAGCGCAUCCGAUGAGGUGCCUGCAGAACCGCUGACAAUUGGCUUAGAGGCCCGCAAGUUGCGUCUGCUACUAUUGAAACUAAGCGAGUACGAGAAUGAUUGAGACAAAUGCUGCAAGCUUUCGUUUAAAUAUUUAAAUGGUUUAUUUAUUUAAUAUGAAUUUUACAUUACACUACACUUUCAAUUAACAAAAAAGUAACAAUAUUGUACGACAAGGAGAGUAUAGUUAUAUAUAAUUUGAUAAUAAAACAUAAAAUGAGUUUAGUGGUGAUUGGUAUCGGCAAAUGGAUGUUUAUGUUAAAGUGUAGAUAUAAUUUGCCCAAUUGGAAGUGUGACAAGAAAAAAUCAAUGGACAUUUAUAGAUUUAUUAGUAAUGUUGUUGUUUUUUUUUUUUUUGUUUUGCUAUUGGUUUGGUGUUUUCCCUGGUGACUGCUGAUAGAUGGCAGCCAAAGAGUAAUGCACGAACAAAGAACAAAUGGAUUGAGGGACAACUAAAAGAGGAUUAUGCGCGAUUUAAUGUUUCACAAUUAAUGACCAUUUGUAUGAUAAUGCGCUAUCGUUUAUUUCGGUAUGGAUUUAAAUCUCUUAAAAAAAAAACUGGCAAUAAAUGUCAUUUCCAUACCUCCUCAGGUCAGUGAAUUGGUUAAACGGGGGAGUGUGAAGGGGUUUCUAGUAUGUUGUAUAUACGAAUGGAUGAAUAAUGCACCAUGUUUGCGAUUAUUUUAAUUGUUUUUCGUUUGGAUCAAAUCUUCACAGACAAGUAUUUGUAUGUUUGUGUGUGUAUGUAUGUGUUUGAGUGUAUAAUAAAUUUUAUAGAAAAUUGUUUGGCUGCUUCUGGACCCAGAUGAUGAUGUUGUUGUUGUUGUUGUAUUAAUCAUCUGCCAACACUGCACUGCUGGCCAUUUCACUGACACCGCAUGAAUUAUCGCCGCGAUACACACGAUAAUAGCCCUGCUCACCCCAUUUGCUGCCCCAGGAGUUCUUGAUAAUCCAAUAGGGCAAAGUUUUAUUGAACAUGGGAUAGUCAGAGACACCAUAGCCCACAAUCAGUACACCAUGAUCGAGAUUUUUGUGGGAGCACAACAUAUGCCAGGGAUGUGACACACCGCCACGAUAGAAUUGCAUUGCAU